AUGUUGGAAAGUUUCUGCAUCGAUUUAAUCAACGAGCUCUUCUUAACAAAAUAUAAGUUUCUCCUGGCGAUGAAACUUAACAGUAUGCUGAGUGCAAAAUGCCAGAGUUACGCGGAGAAGGAAGCUGAGAAAGAUGGCCCCGAGGGGGAGUCCCCAUCGUGUGUAGGAAGUUCUACUCCGGUGCCUCAUGUGCAGGAGAAAUACAACUACGCCAAUUUUUGCGAAUUAAAAAAGAAAGAAAUGAGGAAACAAAAAAUAAAAAAAAAUAAUUUCAAAAGGUUAAGAAAAUAUGUAGGGGAUUUAAAGGAGCACCGUGGAGUGGAUUGUCUGGAAGGAGAAAAGGACCAGCCGCCUAUCUGCGAAGCGACAUGUAUGAUGAGCACCGGUCAGGGGGACACCUCCAACGACUCUGCGCCACGUGACUGUGCGCCGCGUAACUGCACACCGCCGCUACUAACCCUGCGCAGUAAAAAAAUCGCAGUGGGAAGAAAAACCAUCCUGUUUCACCAAAAGGAAGGGUGCAUUUUAAAAAAAAAAAAAAAUUCCCCCUGUGCAGAAGACGGUGGAAGGAGAAAAGUCCCAAUGGCAAGUCCUCCACUUGAAAAAUCACGAAACAAACAGAACGUUGACCAUCACGUGAGGAUGCUAAAUGAUGAAUUGAGCGAGUAUAUCAGCAAAGACUUUUACCCAUUUCUACCGCUGUACAAUUUUGAGCAAGAGCCCCUACCGCCCAACAGAAACAGAAUAAAUGUUCUCAUCAGUAAAGAAAAAAUGAAUAACAUUUCAAGAAACAGAAAGAAAAUAAAAGGUACACUACGAGGGGGAUAUACCAAACGACCUGUUGUUCUUUCAUCCAAAAAAUUAAAUGCACAUUAUGUGAAAUUUUUGGCCAAGUUUCGAAUGCUAAUUAACCGGGUGAAGCAACGAAACACUGGGGGAUACACAACUCAGGGUGAUGAUCCCAAGUAUACCAUCUUAAAAACGCUUUUGUAUUUAAAAGGGGGUUCUGUCAGUAGCACAACCAGUUGCCCGUCUAGUAGGGGUGACCGCGGGAGGGAAGGGACAAGGGGGCCCACAAACAGAAAGGAUCCUCUCAGAGAUUUACUACUCUUGGACGGCCAAAGCGAAGGAGAUCACUACGAGGUGUACAGAGCCAUUUCCACAAUUCGCUUUUUGAGGGAAAACCUGCAUAUCCUCCGGAUGGACAUCAUCUACAUUUUUGUCUUUUUCGCGUCGUAUCUGAAUGGCAUCUUGGCGAGGUUGCAAAGGGGGCGAAAUGGUGAGGAGGUGAAGUCGUGA
Messenger RNA from Plasmodium inui San Antonio 1, 1299 nucleotides. RefSeq lists its product as hypothetical. The record is from RefSeq and is a predicted model, not a curated record. NCBI's taxonomy places the organism in Eukaryota, Apicomplexa, Aconoidasida, Haemosporida, Plasmodiidae. The coding region runs from base 1 to 1299 and encodes 432 amino acids. The transcript has a single exon.